AUGAUUCACAACUCAUUCCGCUAUUCGGCCCCUCAAACUCACUCCGUUUUCGACAAGAAGCUUCCGAAGAUGAACCUGGGGAUAUAUGCUGCUCCUGCUAUCACCACGAUGUUCGCCACUGCAAUCCAUGCGCAGCAACUCUGCACUGCUCAAGGGUGUGCGUACGUCUAUUCGCAAGUAAUUUCUGAGACCAGCCAUUGCUGCCAAAAGCAAAGUAUGGACUUUAACGAAUGCUGCAGGCUCAGUUGCAACUUAGGCUCCCCAUGCUGA
Phytophthora infestans T30-4 is the source of this 270-nucleotide messenger RNA. RefSeq names its product PcF and SCR74-like cys-rich secreted peptide, putative. The transcript has a single exon. The record is from RefSeq and is a predicted model, not a curated record. The coding region runs from base 1 to 270 and encodes 89 amino acids. NCBI's taxonomy places the organism in Eukaryota, Oomycota, Peronosporomycetes, Peronosporales, Peronosporaceae.